AUGAUUCCUGCGCCUGGAGGGAGCUCCUUAUGCUGCUCCAAGCUGUGCUGGAUGCCCCCCCACGACGUGGCAAGAAGCAUGCGCGGGCGGCAGCUGCAUAUACACUGGAUCGGCUGCGCCGCUGGGAGGAUGGCGCUCGUCAGGAGCUUUGGGAUACCCGCUCCCAACCUCGCCGCGGACCUCGCCGUGCCCUCUUUCCAGCAGGACCGCCGGGAUAUGGCCACGGCGCUGGUUCGUGAUGGCUUUGAUGGGAAGGCCUGCGCCACUCUUCUCGCCACUGGUUUGGCGCCGGAAACGGCUGACACCAUUGCAGUCCGUGAGCUCCACCCCACACAUCCUGACCCUGUCCUUCCUGGUGAACACGAGUUGCCUGUUGCGCCGGAGAUAGUUCGUGAUGUGGUGGGUCGGGCUUUGAGUGCCUUCCCUGCUGCCACUGCUCCUAGCCCUUCAGGUCUCCGUGCCCAGCAUCUCCGCGACGCUUGCUCGCCUGGGGCCUCUGUUGGUUUCCUGGAGCAGCUUGCGGCUGCGGCCAGCCUCCUUGCCCAAGGCCGCGCUUGCACUGAUGCUGCUGCUGUCAUGGCCGGAGCUGGCCUCGUGGUGGUGCCGAAGACCAAGGAUGGGGUCCGACCCAUCGCGGUCGGGGAGAUCCUACGGCGCCUCACGGCCAAGAGCCUCAUGAGCCUCGUAAAGGAGCCCGCCCGCCAGCACUUUUUCCCUGCGCAGCUCGGUGUUGCGUUCCCGGCGGGUGUGGAGGUUGUGGUCCACACCGUCCGCUCCUGGGUCGCACGCCACUCGGCCUCUGACUUUAAGGUCAUGCUCAAGUUGGACUUCCGGAAUGCCUGCAACACCGUCAGCCGUCAGGAGGUCAUGGUUGUUAUCGUUGCUGAUUUCCCUGCCUUGGCGCGGUGGGUUGCUUGGUGCUACUCGCGCCCGAGGCAACCUGGUGUUUGGGGAGACGGUCUCUGCUGGCGUCCAGCAAGGCGACCCAAUCGGCUCCUUGCUUUGGCAGCAGCAUGCAGCAGCCAUCCAGCCGCUCGCAGUGGAGCUCCGGGGCGCCCUCUCGACCUCGCUAAAUUCUACUAG
Molecule: messenger RNA, 1083 nt
Organism: Symbiodinium natans
Lineage: Eukaryota; Dinophyceae; Suessiales; Symbiodiniaceae
Source: the annotation of a GenBank genome assembly